AUGCGGCUGCCGCGGCGAGGCGCCCGCCCGGGUCUCGCCCUUCUCGCGCUCGCCCUCGCGCUCGCCCUCGCGGCCCGCGGCGCGGACGCGUCCAUCCACGAGUACUCCGGCGGCGGCUUUGCGCCGCGCGCCAACUCAUUCUUCUUCCACGGCGGCAGCGAGGGCCUCUACGCUUCCGAAUCCUCCUCAAACUCCUCCAACUCCUUCAUCAGGUUUGACAUUGUUACAUUUCGACGGUCCCAGGAGUCAGCAGCUAGACAUGAAGAAAUGCAGCAAAAGACAGGAUUAGUAGAGGCUAUUAUUGUUGAGAUCCAGGACAGAGACAAAAUCGGGGGUUCUUACUUGCACUCUGAUGCAAUAUGCUGCACGCCUGAGCUUGACAAGGAGAAGUCCUGUAAAGUAGGUGAAGUUAUUAUACGGCCAAAUCCUGAUAAUCCAGACUGGCCAAAAAGAAUUCAGACAUUCUUUGAUGGUAAAAACGAAGAAACUACCAUGGGAACACAGAGCGUCUCUAUAAACAAAACAGGGAUGUACUAUCUCUACUUUAUGUUCUGUGAUCCUCAACUCCGGGGAUUGAAGAUUACAGGCAGGACAGUUUGGCGGAAUCCUCAUGGUUAUAUCCCUGGAAAAAUGGCCCCGAUGAUGACAUUUUUUGGUUUCAUGUCACUUGCGUAUCUUGCACUUGGGCUUCUAUGGUUUCUUCAGUUUGUGAGAUGUUGGAAGGAUAUUUUGCAGCUGCAUUACCAUAUAACAGCUGUUAUUGCACUUGGUAUGUGCGAAAUGGCUUUCUGGUACUUUGAGUAUGCUAACUUCAAUUCAACUGGGACCAGACCUAUGGGCAUAACCUUGUGGGCGGUUACAUUUACUGCUGUGAAGAAGACCGUGUCUCGCGUUCUUCUUUUAGUAGUUUCAAUGGGCUAUGGUGUUGUUCGACCCACAUUGGGUGGGAUUACAUACAGAGUUGCUGCUCUUGCUAUCAUCUAUUUUACUGCCUCAGAAGCCCUUGAACUUGUUGAAAAUCUGGGAAACAUCAAUGACUUCUCUGGCAAAACGAGAUUAUUUCUAGUGUUACCUGUUGCCAUACUUGAUGCUACCUUCAUCAUCUGGAUAUUUUCAUCCCUCUCUAGAACUCUAGAGAAACUGCAGCUGCGGAGAAGCAUGGCGAAACUUGAAUUGUAUCGGAAGUUUACAAAUUCUCUAGCUAUGUCAGUGGUUAUCUCAAUUGCUUGGAUUGGCUAUGAGCUAUAUUUCAAUGCAACCGAUCCAUUGAGUGAGCUUUGGCGAAGGGCUUGGGUCAUCCCUGCCUUCUGGAAUGUCCUCUCAUAUGUCCUUCUUGCCAUCAUAUGCGCCCUUUGGUCACCAUCUCGUAAUCCAACAGGAUUUGCAUAUUCAGAGGAGACAGGUGAUGAGGCUGACGAGGAAGGACUCUCUCUUGUAGGCAGUGCUGUUAAAGGAACAGGAGAUAUUGUGAACAUGCAUGUGUUUACUGAGGAUAAACGUGCAUGA
Triticum turgidum subsp. durum (durum wheat) is the source of this 1506-nucleotide messenger RNA. NCBI's taxonomy places the organism in Eukaryota, Viridiplantae, Streptophyta, Magnoliopsida, Poales, Poaceae. The record is from the annotation of a GenBank genome assembly.